AUGGAGCUUCAACCUAGCCCUCCCUCCCCCCUCGAGACCCAACUUUCUUUCAGGGACUACAACCAGCUCACCCUUACGAGAAAUCCCAUCGCUCUGUCAGAUAUUGUCAGACACUUCAAUAGCCACGGUAUUCCCUGCGUGGCAUGGGGAGGCUCUGCCCUGGACCACUAUGGGAUCCGUAGCAGUUCCACCACAAUCCCUGGCCAUCAUAUUGUCGUCCCCGACGACGUGGCGGAGGAGGCAAAGGAGGUCCUUCUAACACACCCCUUUCUCCGCCCCUGCCCCCGGGAGGACGACGGGGGGUGCCCCGACGGUGGAUAUCAGGAUAAGAACCCUACUCUCCUCGCCCAUAGGCAUUACGGGCGCGGUCCAUACACUCUCAAGAUGUCUAGGCAGUCCGACGUCCUGUGGGCCUUGCCUCGGAUCCCUCGCGAGUUCGCCAAUCCUCGUGGGUUGACUUUGCCGGACGAGUACAUUUUUACGUACGACAAGUCGGCACUGCCUGCCCCGGUCCACUCCCGUUCAGGAGGCUGGCAGAGUCAGGAAAUCCAUCCCGUCAUUAUUCCUAGGUUUCACUGCUACGUUGAAUCGGUCAUGCGUGUCUUGGCCCGCCACAUGGGCUUUCCAUCAUCUUCGCACGCUGCGUUGGCUUUUGAGCUCUCCGCACGUGCCCUUGAACUGGGUCGGAAUGACGCGAAACUGAUGGAUCCGGUCUUCUACGACCUGUGGGUUAGAGCUCACCGCAUAGAGGGUCGUGACUUGCUCCCAUUGUACCAUGAGUUGACGGUGGCGCUGGGCGAGGUCUGGGACCUCAAUCGACCCCAUUUCCAGGGGCGCUUUUCCCCCCCUCUCAGUACUAAGAAGCUAGCGUAG
Verticillium alfalfae VaMs.102 is the source of this 873-nucleotide messenger RNA. RefSeq lists its product as hypothetical. Bases 1 to 873 code for a protein of 290 amino acids. The record is from RefSeq and is a predicted model, not a curated record. Lineage: Eukaryota; Fungi; Ascomycota; Sordariomycetes; Glomerellales; Plectosphaerellaceae. The transcript is spliced from 2 exons.